Molecule: messenger RNA, 1583 nt
Organism: Lagopus leucura (white-tailed ptarmigan)
Lineage: Eukaryota; Metazoa; Chordata; Aves; Galliformes; Phasianidae
Gene: VEGFC
Product: vascular endothelial growth factor C
Exons: 7
Coding region: 127-1179 (350 amino acids)
Biological process (GO): positive regulation of endothelial cell proliferation; positive regulation of protein phosphorylation; positive regulation of mast cell chemotaxis
Cellular component (GO): membrane
Molecular function (GO): vascular endothelial growth factor receptor 3 binding; growth factor activity; chemoattractant activity
Source: RefSeq, a predicted model, not a curated record
CAGGAAACACCUUUUGGAGCUUCUUUACUGUCAAAAGAAAGAAGGUGAAUAUGGCAAAUAUGGAAGGCUCAUGCAAGCAAAGACCUGGAAGAGCAGUUGCGAUCUGUGUCCAGUGUGGAUGAACUCAUGACAGUACUUUACCCAGAAUACUGGAAAAUGUUCAAAUGUCAGUUGAGGAAAGGAGGUUGGCAACACAACAGGGAACACUCCAGCUCUGACACAAGAUCAGAUGAUUCAUUGAAAUUUGCCGCAGCACAUUAUAAUGCAGAGAUCCUGAAAAGUAUUGAUACUGAAUGGAGAAAAACUCAGUGCAUGCCACGUGAAGUGUGUGUGGAUGUGGGGAAAGAGUUUGGAGCAACUACAAACACCUUCUUUAAACCCCCGUGUGUAUCCAUCUACAGAUGUGGAGGUUGCUGCAAUAGUGAAGGACUCCAGUGUAUGAAUAUCAGCACAAAUUACAUCAGCAAGACAUUAUUUGAGAUUACAGUGCCUCUCUCUCAUGGCCCCAAACCCGUAACUGUCAGUUUCGCCAAUCACACGUCCUGCCGAUGCAUGUCUAAGUUGGAUGUUUACAGACAAGUUCAUUCUAUCAUAAGACGUUCCUUGCCAGCAACACAAACCCAGUGCCACGUGGCAAACAGGACCUGUCCAAAAAAUCAUGUCUGGAAUAAUCAAAUUUGCAGAUGCUUGGCACAGCAAGAUUUUGGUUUCUCUACUCACCUUGGAGAUUCUGACACGUCUGAAGGAUUCCAUAUUUGUGGGCCCAACAAAGAGCUGGAUGAAGAAACCUGUCAAUGUGUCUGCAAAGGAGGUGUGCGGCCCUCAAGCUGUGGCCCUCACAAAGAAUUAGACAGGGCAUCAUGUCAAUGCAUGUGCAAAAACAAACUGCUCCCCGCUUCCUGUGGGCCCAACAAAGAAUUUGAUGAAGAAAAGUGCCAAUGUGUAUGUAAAAAGACCUGUCCCAAACAUCAGCCACUAAAUCCUGCAAAAUGCAUCUGCGAAUGUAUAGAAUCUCCCAAUAAAUGUUUCUUAAAAGGAAAAAGAUUUCAUCACCAGACAUGCAGUUGUUACAGACCGCCAUGUACAGUCCGAACGAAACGCUGUGAUGCUGGAUUUUAUUUCAGUGAAGAAGUGUGCCGCUGUGUACCCACAUAUUGGAAAAGACCACUUAUGAAUUAGUGAAGAAAGCUACUUGCUAUUUUGGUGUACAUUUUUUCCAUUAGAACAAAAGAACAACAGAAACUUUGCAAAUACUUGGAAUUUAAUGUUCACCAGAGACCCUGUGGGGCUUUCACAGACAAAUACAUUGUGCUUUUCUCAAGAUGUGGAAAGCAAAUGUAGAAAAUAACUGGGGUUCAUGUUUUAUAAAGAACUCAGUAAGGACUUAUUUUCUGCCAAUGACCAAACAGCCUAGGUUCUACUUCUUGUGAUUUUUUUUAAAGAGAUAAUGACUAUAUAAUUUAUUUCCACUAAAACCAUUGUGCAGCAUUUGUUUAUAGCAGUAACAAUUGUUAAAGCUCACUGUGAUCAAUAUUUUUAUAUCAUGCAAAGUAUGUUUAAAAUAAAAUGGAAAUUGUAUUAUA